This is a messenger RNA of Megalops cyprinoides (Indo-Pacific tarpon), 1377 nucleotides long. Its product is annotated as alpha-2,8-sialyltransferase 8B-like. The transcript is spliced from 6 exons. Gene Ontology annotation, biological process: oligosaccharide metabolic process; N-glycan processing. The record is from RefSeq and is a predicted model, not a curated record. NCBI's taxonomy places the organism in Eukaryota, Metazoa, Chordata, Actinopteri, Elopiformes, Megalopidae. The coding region runs from base 193 to 1317 and encodes 374 amino acids. Gene Ontology annotation, molecular function: alpha-N-acetylneuraminate alpha-2,8-sialyltransferase activity.
CGCACAAUUAGUUGCGCGAAAUUACAUAAAAAUUGAGGUUGCUACACAUACAUGGCGUGGAUUGAAACUGUGCUGAAGAAGCAAAACGCGUUUGCUAUCGGAAACUGGAACUUUGAUGAGAUGUAAUGUAUCUUGCAAUCUAGCAGCUACCGUAUCUGAUUCGAAAGAAACAAACGUUGACUCGAUCAAGUCAUGCCGUUUGAAUUCCGGUCAUUGAUGUUCGGGAUUGUAAUCUUACUCGCCGUAUUCUUUAUUCUUGCUGAUAUUUCUGAAGUCGAAGAAGAAAAUAGGAAUCAUGGAGGCACAAGAACAUUUUAUUUGCCCAGCUACCUGUCCAAGUCCAACAGGACUGUGGUUGUGGAGCCAGAUCCCACUCAGAGACCCAUUGUGGGGGGCAGUAACCCUCCUCCUCCAAGUUGCAGUACAGAGGCCACUUCUGUUGAAUGGACCUUCAAUCGAACCCUCUCCAACAUGAUCAGGAAGAACAUCUUGAAAUUCCUGGACGCCGAAAGGGAUAUAUCAAUACUGAAGGGGACGCUGAAGCCGGGGGAUGUGAUCCACUACAUUUUCGACCGGCAGAGCACCACGAACAUCUCGGACAACCUGUACCGCCUCCUCCCGGAGGUGUCGCCCAUGAAGAACCAGCAUCACAGGCACUGCGCCAUCGUGGGCAACUCUGGGAUCCUGCUCAACAGCAGCUGCGGGCGCGAGAUCGACUCGCACGACUUCGUCAUCAGGUGCAACCUGGCACCGGUGGAGGAGUUUGCGGCUGACGUGGGCCGGCGCACCAGCCUGGUGACCAUGAACCCGUCGGUGGUGCAGCGAGCGUUCCAGGACCUGUCCAGCGAGGUGUGGAGGGAGCGCUUCCUGCAGAGGCUGCGGGGGCUCAACGGCAGCGUGCUCUGGAUCCCCGCCUUCAUGGCCAAGGGGGGUGAAGAGCGCGUGGAGUGGGCCGUCCGUCUCAUCCUGCAGCACACCAUCAACGUGCGCGCCGCCUUCCCCUCCCUGCGCCUGCUGCACGCCGUCAGAGGGUACUGGCUAACAAACAAGGUCCUGAUCAAGAGGCCAACGACGGGCCUGCUGAUGUACACCCUGGCCACAAGGUUCUGUGAGGAGAUCCACCUCUAUGGCUUCUGGCCUUUUGCGCGUGACUCCCUAGGGAACCUGGUCAAGUACCACUACUAUGACACCCUGACGUACGCAUACACGUCCCAGGCCAGCCCCCACACCAUGCCCCUGGAGUUCAGGACCUUGAGGUUGCUGCACAGCCAGGGGGCAUUACGCCUCCAUGUAGGGGCCUGCACCCCCAGAGAGUAACUCGAGAACAAAGAAGGGCGUCAUUCUAUAAAUAACUGACAGAGGAUUCUGGGAAGUGGG